Molecule: messenger RNA, 387 nt
Organism: Dacryopinax primogenitus
Lineage: Eukaryota; Fungi; Basidiomycota; Dacrymycetes; Dacrymycetales; Dacrymycetaceae
Product: trm112
Exons: 4
Coding region: 1-387 (128 amino acids)
Biological process (GO): peptidyl-glutamine methylation; rRNA (guanine-N7)-methylation; tRNA methylation
Molecular function (GO): protein heterodimerization activity
Source: RefSeq, a predicted model, not a curated record
AUGGUCAAACUCAUCACUCACAACCUUCUGUGCUGCCAUGCAAGGGGAUGCAACUAUCCCGACAACUUCCCGUUGACAUUCAAAGAUGUCACACAACUCGAAGUGCGGGAGGCAGACUAUAAUGCGGAAUUUUUGCAGAAAAUGAUGCCAAGACUUGAAUGGAAAGCUUUGGUGGACACCGCUAAGGAGCUUGGGGAUACUUCCCUCCCAGCAGAAAUGCCGGAGGGCGAUGCAGUGGAUGAAGAGUUUUUGAGGAGGUUACAUCACGUCCUACUGGAGGUCCAUGUUGAAGAAGGGGCCAUGUACUGCCCUAAAUGCGAACAUAAAUACCCUAUUCUCCAAGGAAUCCCGAACAUGCUGUUGGCUGAGCAUGAAAUCAGUCGAUGA